AGCCGUAAAACAAGAAGAAGAAUAAGAAAGGGUAAAGGGUAAAGGGUAAAGUUGCUCCCGGCUUCGGCACCAGUAUAUUUUAGUAUGGCUAAACAUCAUCCCGAUUUAAUUUUCUGUCGGAAACAAGCCGGUGUCGCCAUCGGAAGACUGUGUGAAAAAUGCGACGGGAAAUGUGUGAUCUGCGACUCCUAUGUAAGGCCCUGUACCCUGGUUCGUAUCUGCGACGAAUGUAACUACGGCUCCUACCAGGGACGCUGUGUCAUUUGCGGAGGGCCGGGAGUGUCUGAUGCCUACUACUGCAAGGAAUGCACCAUCCAAGAGAAAGAUCGAGAUGGCUGCCCCAAGAUUGUAAACCUGGGAAGUUCGAAGACUGACCUUUUCUAUGAGAGGAAGAAGUAUGGUUUCAAGAAGAGGUGAAGAUAUUCCGGAAAGCUAUACAAUGUUGCUCGUUUUGUACAAAUAUGAUUAAUUUGUGUUGUUUUUUGGACUGGAUUCAGACAAAGAUGUAAUAAAGUCUUUUUAAUAUA
Conger conger (European conger) is the source of this 527-nucleotide messenger RNA. It is a transcript of the gene phf5a, whose product is annotated as PHD finger protein 5A. Bases 85 to 417 code for a protein of 110 amino acids. The record is from RefSeq and is a predicted model, not a curated record. Gene Ontology annotation, biological process: mRNA splicing, via spliceosome. The transcript is spliced from 4 exons. NCBI's taxonomy places the organism in Eukaryota, Metazoa, Chordata, Actinopteri, Anguilliformes, Congridae. Gene Ontology annotation, cellular component: U12-type spliceosomal complex; U2 snRNP; precatalytic spliceosome.